Molecule: messenger RNA, 1598 nt
Organism: Acipenser ruthenus (sterlet)
Lineage: Eukaryota; Metazoa; Chordata; Actinopteri; Acipenseriformes; Acipenseridae
Product: major histocompatibility complex class I-related gene protein-like
Exons: 9
Coding region: 81-1268 (395 amino acids)
Biological process (GO): immune response
Cellular component (GO): external side of plasma membrane
Source: RefSeq, a predicted model, not a curated record
CAGUUCCUUGUUGGUGACUAAAAAGUGGCAUUGUUCAUAAUCGGCAUUUAAAUAUAUUUCUUUCUGAAGACUUACUGGAGAUGAUCCGAAUGAGUGUACUCGGGGUUCUCUGCUGGGUUCAUGCAGCUGCUGCAGGAACUCAUUCACUGCUUUCUUUUGGAGUGGCGACGUCAGAAGGGACUGAACUUUCAGAGCACAUAGCUGUGGGAAUGGUGGAUGAUGUGCAAUACUCGUACUUUAACAGCACCGUGGGAAAACCUAUCCCCAUGUUUGACUGGAUGACUACAACUAUGGGUCGUGAGUUCUGGGACAGACGUUCUUGGCAUAUUCUCCUUGGUCAUGAUAUCAUGAAAUGGAGAGUGAGAAAUAUAGUCCAGCACUUUAACCAUACUGGGGUUCACACUUACCAGCACAUCAGUCGCUGUGAGCUGGAUGACGAUGGGACCAGUCGGGCAUAUGUGAAUCAAGCAUAUGAUGGGAAGGAUUUUGUUAGUCUUGAUGUAGAGACCAUGACCUGGGUUGCUCCUGUGCCGCAGGCUGUCUUAUAUAAACGCAAGCAGGAAGCUGACACAGCUAUGCAACAUAUCUUUUUUCAGUAUUAUCGAGAGAAGUGUUUUGAGUUGCUGAACUUGUUCCUCAAGUAUGGGAAUGAGACCCUGCAGAGGAAAGUUCGCCCUGAAGUGAUGCUGAUACCAAGGAAAGCUCGUAACUCUCCAGGAACGGACGUCAUUUGCCACGUGACAGGGUUCUACCCCCGAGAGGUUGAGGUGAACUGGGUCAGAGAUGGAGAGCAUCUGCUGGAUGAGGGGGUGUGGAGCGGGGAGGUGCUUCCCAAUGGGGACAGAACCUACCAGCUGAGAAAGAUCCUGACAGUGAGUCCUGAGGAGCAGAAGAAACACAGCUACUCCUGCCAGGUGGACCACGCCAGUCUGGAUGAGAAGAUGAUUGUGAAAUGGGUUCCAGAGGCUGCUCUCAACAUGGGGUUUGUUGCUGGUGGUGUGCUGGCUGCUCUGGGUCUGAUCAUCGCAGUGAUCAUAGGAGUUCACAUCUGGAAGAAAAGAGCAUCAGGUGCCAGGAGGCCUGACUACACACCAGCGCAGACAAAGGAACAAAGUGAUGCAUCAUUCAACUGCACCAACAAUGACUCAGGAAUCCAGUGCUCCCAAUCCACUGCGCCGCUUCCCGAUGAGGAUGUUCAGAAAGCCACAGCCGCUGUCUCCAUGUCCUCCCUAGCAGGGUCAGCUGAGGAAGCACGAGGGUUUGACUGAAGUUCAGCCGACAAAGUCGUAGAUGGGUGUGACACCAUUGACACAGAAAUGAAUAAAUGACUCAGCUGAGGCUUCAUCUUUUACACUUCAUUAUACCUAAUAUUGCCACACAGAGCGAUCGGACAAACCGAUAAGCAAGGACGCUGUGUUGCAGUCAUCUGUGUCAAAUUAAGAAUUUGUAGUCAUUUGUAGAAUUCCUUUAUCUAAUUGAUUUUUAUUUUACUGGAGUAUAACUAAUGGUUACUUUGCAACCAUGGGUUUGAGAUGUACAGAAGAUGUGAUCUUUUCAGUGUACCUGUAAUAUUUUUGUAAAUAAAUAUUUCAAAAGCA